Molecule: messenger RNA, 534 nt
Organism: Chaetomium globosum CBS 148.51
Lineage: Eukaryota; Fungi; Ascomycota; Sordariomycetes; Sordariales; Chaetomiaceae
Exons: 4
Coding region: 1-534 (177 amino acids)
Biological process (GO): carbohydrate metabolic process
Molecular function (GO): hydrolase activity, acting on carbon-nitrogen (but not peptide) bonds
Source: RefSeq, a predicted model, not a curated record
AUGCUCGCCCUUGCGUACGAUGAUGGGCCCGUAACCACCACCGCGGUCAAGAAGGCAUUCGCCUCGGGCCACCAGAUUGCCUCUCACUCAUGGACCCACGGUCACAUGGGCAGCAUGAGCGCGCAACAAAUCCGCACCGAGAUGACCAGGGUUGAGGACGCCAUGGUCAACUUGAUCGGCAAGAAGCCGGCCUACAUGCGCCCGCCUUACCUUGAGACGAGCGGCCAGUUCCUGCCGACCAUGGCCUCCAUGGGCUACAAGGUCAUCACCAACGACGUCGAUUCAGGUGACUGGAACAACCAGUCGCCGCAGCAGAGCCAGCAGGCCUUCCAGCGUGCUGGCGCUGGCGGCAACGGUCACAUUCCCCUCAUGCACGAGACCUACGCCGGCACCGUCCGCACCCUCACCCCGUGGUUGAUCAACUGGGCAAAACAAAACAACCUCAAGCUGGUUACCGUCGCCGAAUGCCUGGGCGAUGCCAACGGCGCGUACCAGUCCGGAACCUUUACGCCCAACGGCCAGAACUCCUGUUAA